AUGGACAUCCCAAAACCUGCGCCCAUUACCGCCAAAGUCUAUUUGUCUCGUGAAGAAAUUCUGGGCAAAAAGUUGUACACCUGUUUGAUCGAGAACUGCCACGCAGUGUUUCACAAUGCAUCUCACUUGCAGAUGCACACCGUACGGCGUCACAAAACUACUGCAAAUCUGGAACCGGCGACAAAAGACUCCGUGGACGUGAACAAACAUUUCUACUGUCCUUGGCAGAACUGUCCGUACUUUCAGACGCCUCUGGGUCCGCCGAACGAUGCACGGCACUUUCUUUCGUUUCGAAGUUUAAAGCAACACGCUCUGAAGGUUCACGAAGUGCGAACGCAUGUCUGUACCGACUGCGGUAAAUCAUUCGCAACGCAUUACUUUUUGAAGCAUCACCAACAAUCGUGCGGCAAAUCUUUUAUCUGUGCACACUGUCCGUCAUACUUUGGCUCGAGAGAAGCGUUGCUUACACACGCCAAGCGAAAACAGCACGGCUAUGAGGAGUUGCUGGCUACAAAGUUACCGCGAGCCAACACGAAUUCUCAGAUCCACAAUGCCGUUACCACGCAACAAAAAGCCAACGAGAAUAAGGCCGUUAGCACCGCCACACAGACCAUCGUGGAUGUUACGAUGCACCAGGAUCAAGCAACCCAAACGGUGGAAUCGUCCAAACAGCCAGCAAACCACGUUUCCGGAGCAUCGUCCCUUCCUGUUGCAUUCCUUAGUGCUCAGCAUCUUAUCGGUGCGAGCGAGUUUCCGAUCCCUGUCGUGUGCACCGAAACGCAGACAGAUUUCAUCGACGUGAUGCUGGCAAAUGCAGGCGAAAACCGUCACGAUCCACUCCUUUCGUACACGCACAUGUGCACCCAAACGUCUGACGAACCGGGACUCUUCUCUGAUCUGGGCCUUUCUACGAUCGAAACACAAACCUGCUGGAGUGAGGAUGGCGACGGUGCAACGUUCGGAGACUUUCUAGUGUCGACGGAAACGCAAACUAACUUCGAUAUCGAUAGUUUCGGCUGCACCGACAGUUACUGCCCGAAAGCGGGCACUGGUGACAGAAACGAGGUGCCGCCGAAAUGCAAGCAAACGCAAGCGCCAGAAACUCUGCCGCAAGGAUUCCAAGCGCCAGCUAGUUGUGUCGAUUUUCUCAGCGAUGGGGACACUCUCGAUUGCCCGUCGCAAACCUCAUGA
Anopheles bellator is the source of this 1191-nucleotide messenger RNA. RefSeq lists its product as uncharacterized. NCBI's taxonomy places the organism in Eukaryota, Metazoa, Arthropoda, Insecta, Diptera, Culicidae. Gene Ontology annotation, molecular function: DNA-binding transcription factor activity, RNA polymerase II-specific; transcription cis-regulatory region binding. Gene Ontology annotation, biological process: regulation of transcription by RNA polymerase II. The transcript has 2 exons. Gene Ontology annotation, cellular component: nucleus. The coding region runs from base 1 to 1191 and encodes 396 amino acids. The record is from RefSeq and is a predicted model, not a curated record.